UAAGUUGCACUGAGUUAAACUUUACACAGGACGCACACAAUACUGUCGAAGUUAAAAUUGAUGCACAAAUUAUUAUGUGUGUCUGUUGAGCAUGGAGUACUGUGACGAAAAAAAACGUGUUACUUUUCUAAUCGGUUCUGUUUAAGAGUGCUGGCUUUAUUACUAACAUUUCGUUUAUAAGUUUGACAGUGGUUGAUUUUAACACAUACGGAACACUAUAGAAAAUAAUUUCAGUUUUAAAGUUAAAGGUUAAUGAUACGGUUGAAAAUGUAGUGGCAUUAGAAUGGCUGUGUUGGCUACAAGGAAGUCUCAAAUGUCUGAAAUGACUGCGAUAUGUAAAGUGUGGUUAUGUUGUUCGGUGUAAGACUGUAAUCAUCUGAUAAGUAAACACGGAAUAGCCAUAGGCACGCAAAGGGACAGUACGUGUGAUAGACUUGGGCGGUCAACAUGUCUCUCUCAAAGCCUAUAUAUAAUGUCUUAGGAUUUUAUUUUCAACAGCUGCACACAAAUCCAGUCAGAACAAAGUCGGUCACCAGCUGUGUGAUAGCAACUCUUGGGAACUUGACAUCACAGUAUUUAGCAGGUGUGAAAGUAAUCAAUCAGGACAGCCUAAUUGCCUAUGGAGUGUUUGGGCUUUUGUUUGGAGGUUCAGUUCCCCACUAUUUCUACAGCGCUUUAGAUCGCUAUAUAUCUGAUGAUGUAGCUUUGGCACCACUUAAGCAGCUGAUUUUGGAGAGACUGGUCUUCAUGCCUCUGUUUCAGAUUUUGGCCUUAUAUGUGCUCCCACGACUAGAGGGUAAAUCACAACAGCAAUCAGCUAAACAACUUUCUCAGUUGUACUGGCCUGUAGUUAUAUCUAACUGGAAAUGGAUCUCUCUCCUGCAGUUCAUUAACUUUACAUUUGUUCAUCCAGUGUUGCGAGUGUUCGUGACCAAUUUGAUAGGCUUUGUCUGGGUUGUAUAUGUGGCCAGAAAGCGCCGUCAAGCUCGGGAUCAGAGAGGAAACAGGCAGUGAUGGACUGUUGUAACAACCACUGAAGCACAACAAGGAAAGAUGGAUUCACUAUAGGAGGAGUCAUUGAGGAGACCCUGACAUAGCCAUGUUUGUAAACAGAAACUUGCUGCAGCCACAGUCAGUCAUAAGAACAUCUUGGAAUAUAAAUAAAACAUUAGAUACAGACUUUAUUCAGGCAAUGUUAAUAAAUGAAAUACCAAGGCUGAAAUAAAAGUUGAUAACAUAUUGAA
This is a messenger RNA of Cryptotermes secundus, 1244 nucleotides long. RefSeq names its product peroxisomal membrane protein 2. Gene Ontology annotation, cellular component: cytoplasm; membrane. NCBI's taxonomy places the organism in Eukaryota, Metazoa, Arthropoda, Insecta, Blattodea, Kalotermitidae. Bases 448 to 1014 code for a protein of 188 amino acids. The record is from RefSeq and is a predicted model, not a curated record. The transcript is spliced from 6 exons.